Melampsora larici-populina 98AG31 is the source of this 757-nucleotide messenger RNA. RefSeq lists its product as uncharacterized. The record is from RefSeq and is a predicted model, not a curated record. The transcript is spliced from 4 exons. NCBI's taxonomy places the organism in Eukaryota, Fungi, Basidiomycota, Pucciniomycetes, Pucciniales, Melampsoraceae. The annotation marks the transcript as partial.
CAAACGCACAAAAGGAUUCAAUCGAAACAUGACUGAUAGUUCUUCAUCAACAACUCGCAAACCUGAAAAGAUUGUUAUUCCAGUGUCAACUGAUGAACGUUGUUGGUUUAAAUGUAAACAAACCAACGCAGGAAGAGUUCGUGGAUCCGAUCCAAGAUGUAGAAUGUUAUGUUACUAUUCAAAUAAGAUUCCAAGUUUACCAAUAAACCCACCAGCAGACUUAAUCUCCAAUGUUCAGACAAAUGCAGCAAACCCUUCAGGUUCUCAAUCACAUCAAACUGUUUUACCUCAAACAUCAACUCAGACAAUCACAGAUGAAUUAGAGGACAAACGAGCAAAGUUAAUCGAACGUUAUACGAUUCCUGCAUUACGUGGUUCAUUUAUUUAUUUUGCCAUUGGAAAACCAGCAGUCUCUCGUCAUCUGGCUUCUAUGCGACGGUUACAUUCUGUCGAACAUAAUUGGAUUUAUGAAAAACUCAAAGAAGAAUCUGAGGAUCCAUCUGAGUGGGAAACUGUCCCCAAACGUCCAGUUGAACAAACAAAUAGAGGUUUGAUGGUUUUAUCGUAUCAUAGAGAUUACGAAAAAACAAUCAACAUCUCAUAUUCUCUUGCUUCGAUCUUUACAUCUAUUCACCUUCAUUUUGAAAGAUUAUACAGCCCUACUUAUCGAAUCAUUUCCAAAUUACCUACAUCGAUUUCUAAUUUAUCUCAACAAUCAUCAUCGAACGACCAUUCAAACCAAUUUGCAUUAUUGAUU